This is a messenger RNA of Fusarium redolens, 963 nucleotides long. RefSeq lists its product as uncharacterized. The coding region runs from base 302 to 757 and encodes 151 amino acids. The transcript has a single exon. The record is from RefSeq and is a predicted model, not a curated record. NCBI's taxonomy places the organism in Eukaryota, Fungi, Ascomycota, Sordariomycetes, Hypocreales, Nectriaceae.
AUUUGCGUUUCCUAGUCCAUUUAAUAUUCACACGGGAUGAAGUCACUGGAUGCAUUGAAAGGAAUUUAAGUAAACUUGGUCCGCCACAUAUCAUCUGUUGUUUUGUUCUGGAAUUGCUUAUUCAUGCACGUCACUUGUCACAAUGAAUCAACAAACAAAGCUUUGAUGAACAUAAGAACAAUUCACUCUUCCAAUACUGAUAUAAGAGCGAUAAAAUGCUCGAUUCUUUACCAAGUUUCCUCUUCCAGCCCAGGAAUACCCCAUCACUACUUCCAAGCUCAUUACCCAAAAGAUUAUCAAUAUGUGCGUCUAUGGACGAGUCGUUUUCCAAUGCGCCCACGAGCGAUGGGGCAUCUGUGUGAAGCGAUGCCAAACGGCCAAAGACUUCCACGACGGAAAAUUAAAUCAUGACUGUGUCAUGAAGAAGCCUCAUGUACCGACUUCGCGGAGAGUACAGACGGAUUGCAACAAAUGUACCACGAUGAAUGGCAAACUCGUCAGGGCAAGGAAGAGCAUUGACGACGUUAAACAAAAGCUGAAGAGAAUAGAAGAGAGGAAGAUCAGAGAAAGAAAGAUCGAUAACAGGAAGACAGAGAAGAGUAAUAUUGAAAAAAGGGAUAGUAACGAAACGGACUCUUCGGGUUUUGGAACGGGACUUGGGAGUAUUACUGAGGAGAGUGAGGAUGAGGAUAAGUCUACGAAUGAUGGAACAAGUCAAAGCGGUUCACAAGUCUCCAAGACUUCAAGAAGUGCAUAAAACAGUAAAACCGAAUUAUCAACUGUCAGAAGAUAGCGAGGAGCCCUUUAAUGUUUUCAACGAAAGCCAGCAACUCGUCUGACUUCCCUCAAGUGUCUCGAGUGUACGAUAACAAAACCCCGAAAUUUAUCUGCACCCAUUCACUUAUGAUUCUAUAUACGUAAAGCCUAGAACAUCACAGCCGACUCUGCUAUCAUUGCCAACGU